AUGUCACUUUCAGCGAAUGUCGCCGCCGAUAGUCUUCCGUUCUUGCAGUAUGCACCGCUUAACUGCGAGAGAUCAAUCCGCAUUGUCAUUUUGAGUCCAUCAAUCGAGUUGGACGAUCCAAUUCAAUGCGCUUUGAGAGAGGUACGACUAGGAAGCUCAUCGCAGGAGACAACACCAUACGAAGCGCUCUCGUACGUCUGGGGCGGGAGACGUGGCGAGCACCCGAUACGGUGCAACGGUUGCCGUGUUGACGUCACGAAGAACUGUUUAGAGGCUUUGCGUCAUUUGCGGUAUUCCGAUCGAGAACGUUUGCUCUGGAUUGAUGCAAUCUGUAUCGACCAGUCCAGUAUUCCGGAGAAAAACGUCCAGGUGGCUUUGAUGGGAGAUGUGUACAGAUUCGCCGCACGCACAGUUGUUUGGAUUGGUACGGAUGAGUCACCCGGUAACUUACUGCUCUCAUUGUUUCGACGAUGUAGAUGGGUCGGACUCUUGCUGAGAGCUUCGCCGGAGGCAAAGCGCUCGACACCGCGACGUGAGUUAUACCUCUUACGCACAACCUUGCGGAACCAGCCGUGA
Molecule: messenger RNA, 576 nt
Organism: Colletotrichum tamarilloi
Lineage: Eukaryota; Fungi; Ascomycota; Sordariomycetes; Glomerellales; Glomerellaceae
Exons: 1
Coding region: 1-576 (191 amino acids)
Source: RefSeq, a predicted model, not a curated record